Geodia barretti is the source of this 375-nucleotide messenger RNA. Lineage: Eukaryota; Metazoa; Porifera; Demospongiae; Tetractinellida; Geodiidae. The record is from the annotation of a GenBank genome assembly.
UCUCUCGCCUCGCACAUCUGAUGGAUGAAGCGAUUUUUAAAUGCAUUAUUUCAUGUUGUUCUGUAUGUACCUUGCAAUAUCCUCUUGGUUGGAAUUCCCUGAGAGAGCUUUAGGCUUACUUCUUCUUUUGUACUCUCAGGCAGAGGUAAAAACUUCAGCUCAGUGCAGUCAGGCUUGUGACCGGUAUGUGUUGGUAUGUAACAUACAGUUACAUGCCUUGCUUCAUGGACAUCAACAUACAUACGAGAUAUGCAUGUGACAUUCAUUUUCCGGCUAAUUUUCUGGUGAGGCCCAUAAACACAGAACAAUACUGGAGCUUCUUCGACACUGUGAGAAAGAGCACAAGGAAAAUCUUGGUGUACAACUUGUUUCUUU